Puntigrus tetrazona (Sumatra barb) is the source of this 1173-nucleotide messenger RNA. It is a transcript of the gene tp53inp2a, whose product is annotated as tumor protein p53 inducible nuclear protein 2. The record is from RefSeq and is a predicted model, not a curated record. Gene Ontology annotation, biological process: autophagosome assembly; positive regulation of DNA-templated transcription. Gene Ontology annotation, cellular component: nucleus; autophagosome. The transcript has 4 exons. The coding region runs from base 465 to 944 and encodes 159 amino acids. Lineage: Eukaryota; Metazoa; Chordata; Actinopteri; Cypriniformes; Cyprinidae.
UGGCUUUUUUGUUUUUAUUAUCAGCUGUUCGUUGGGAUCUAUGCUGCGGUGCUAUAAUUUACGUGGUGCUGCUUCUCAAAGCAAAAAGUGAAAAAGAAAAGAACGUAUAUUCUGCACCUCUACCUCGGAUUAAACAACCAAAGAUUUAUUUUUUAACGGUUUAGACGUUGGAAAAUCGGCUGCUCUGUAAAGAAGCAGCUCUACUUUACGGUUGGCAUGCCUGUAAAUGAAGCAUGACAGAAGCCUGGAAGACUGACCUCAAUAUGAGAUAUGAGCCUAAUAUAGCUUUUAGCCUGGUUUUUAUUCAAUUCUUGAUUAGUGCGGAUAAUUCAAAAUUCACAUUUCUCCUCUACCAAAGGUCUGGUCAUAACAUCUGUCAGAGUGAAGAAUUGUUGUGAGACCCGUGUACCAGCCGGUCGAGCCGAUCUUCGGUUAUUAAGUACAAUCGCACUUCAUUUAUAACAAUGUUUCAACGGCUCACAAACCUGUUCUUUGGAAGAGUGAGUGAAACAACUGAGGAACCAAAUGUACCAAAACCAGGGUCACCAGAAGUGGAUGAGGAGGGUUGGCUCCUGGUCAAUGCAGCUGAUGGAGAGGCAUCCCCUGAACCCAAUGAUGUUCAUUUGAAGUUAAUAGGAAACCUGUCCAGCACUGAGAAAUGUGCUGCCAGCUUGGUCAGUGAGACAAGCAUGGUCGAACCAGAAGUCCCUGUUGCCCGAAGCAGUAGUCGAGUAUCUCAGCGAGUGGUCUCUCAGGCCGGGGCUCUGGUCAAAGUGUCGCAGGUGGGCCGGAUACAGCGGGCUCAGGCACGGUCCAGCCGCCACAAUCUCAGCCGCAACUGCAUUCAGAGGCAGAACCACAUUCGUCAGCGUCUUCCUCAACACUGCUCACGCAUACAUCGCGUGAUCCUCAAUCAGCCUAGUCGUCGCAACUUUAGUCACUAAGAUGCAGAAAGAGUCAACAAAAGAAGCGAAAAACAAACAUGCAAGUACCUUGGUUCAAAAUAAAAGCUUGAUAUGAACAUGCUUGAACGUUUUUUUAAAAAUAUAUAUUUACAGUGUAGUGUAUAAUAAAUACAGUGGCAGCUAAAAUUAAAGCUCGAAAAUACAAUGUUGGCCAUUUGAAAGUACAUGUGUACUAGACUGUCAUGCAGCAAUAAAACAAAGUGAAGGA